AGUAUCUUCGCGAAUAUAACGCAGUGGUGUUGAUUUCUAUAGUGUACAUACCUAUAAAAAAAAUUCGUCUGUCUGCCCGUCCAUGUGUUCGUGUGUGCGCGUGUGUGCUUCUUUCGUAGUUCACAGUCUCCUCCAAUCGUGUUGUCUUUGUUGCGAAACGCGAUUAAAAGAUGACCUCGCUGAAAUCAUGUCCGAGAUGGACUCACUCGACUCAGGAGAGGACGGUAAAAACAGCAACAAGACCAAAAUGAUGUCGAUAGGGAGGAAGAAAUUCAAUAUGGAUCCUAAGAAAGGUAUCGAGUACCUUAUAGAGAAAGGCCUACUACAGAACACUGCCGAGAGCGUGGCUCAGUUCCUUCACAAGGGCGAAGGGUUGAACAAGACUGCCAUCGGGGAUUAUUUGGGCGAGAAGAACGAUUUUAAUGAGCAGGUGUUGCAAGCGUUCGUCGAACUACACGAUUUCACCGAUCUGAUACUGGUGCAGGCACUCAGACAAUUCCUGUGGAGCUUCCGGUUGCCGGGAGAAGCGCAGAAGAUCGACCGCAUGAUGGAGUGCUUCGCGAAGAGAUAUUGCGAGUGCCAGGGCGAGAACAACAUAUUCGAGAACUCGGACACGUGCUACGUGCUCUCGUUCGCCAUCAUCAUGCUCAACACCAGCCUGCACAAUCCCAGCGUCAAGGAGAAGCCGACGAUAGAGCAGUUCGUCAACAUGAACAGGGGCAUCAAUCAGGGCCAAGAUCUGCCCAGGGAAUUGUUGGUGAGCCUCUACGACAGUAUAAAAGCGGAACCAUUCAAAAUUCCGGAAGACGAUGGCAACGACCUGAUGCACACUUUCUUCAACCCCGACAAAGAGGGAUGGUUGUGGAAGCAGGGCGGCAGAUAUAAAUCGUGGAAGCGACGUUGGUUCAUUCUGAACGACAACUGCCUCUACUAUUUCGAGUACACCACAGACAAGGAGCCGAGGGGCAUCAUCCCUUUGGAGAACAUUUCCAUCAGGGAGUGCUAUGACAGACAGAAACAGCACUGUUUCGAGUUGUACGCCAGCGGCGGAGCAGAAUUCAUCAAGGCGUGCAAGACUGAUUCCGAGGGAAAGGUGGUCGAGGGCAAACACACUGUAUACAGGAUGUCGGCCAGCAACGAGGACGAGCGUCGAGAGUGGAUCCAGCGGCUGACGCAGAGCAUCAGCCACAACCCCUUCUACGAUAUGCUGGCCAAUCGCAAGCGCAAGGCGCAACUUUACGCCAAAAACUAGACGAAACGGUCGAUGUUAUUUUCUUUUAAAUUUUCAUCUCGACUCGCAGAUGAUUACGCAAAGUCUAAUUGGGCACAACGAAAUUUUAGAAACGUGCGGUGAUAUGGGAGUUUUUUUUUCUAUUCUAUUGUAUACAUUGAGCAGAAUGAAGUCUCGUUUUUUUCGUCCACAGAUAUCGAAAUUUUGCAGAUUCUUUUACUAGUUUUUGAAAUGCAAUUUCAACACCGUCCAGUCAGUUGAGUUACAGAAUCAAUUGGUCUAUAUCGCCAUCGGAAAUUAUAAUAUCAAAAAUACCACCUUUGCCAUAUCUAAAUGAAUAGAUAGCAAAUACAGUGUGAAGAACUUAUAACCCCUGGAAAACUUUACAUAUUUUUUGUGAGUUAGCUAUCUGAAAUGCAGAUUCGAUAAGUUGGUUAUUUUAUUUUUGAGUUGUAAUCAUGGCCAACUGACCAUUUUUAUGAGCUCAAAUUUCGGAGAGAACUGAUGGUUUUUUUUUUCAGCAAAACUGUUGAUGAAUUCUCAGUAGUUACGAGGCACUGUAAACAUACCUAUGCCGAUUUUCAUCUUACUGAAAUAUAGUGUUUAAAAGAAAAAAAAACAUUGAAAAAGGUGCUGUUUUUGUUUUUCUAGAGAACUGACGAUGGUUUCUUAUCAAGGAUAUCUUCAAUCAAACAUCGUUACAAAAUACAGAGUUGAACAUACAAUUUAUUUCCUUAGAAUACUCAUUAUUUUAAAAUGAUGAAAAAUGGUUCUUCACACUAAAUGGAAAUAAUAUAUCGUAGGCUAUUCAAAAAAAAACUACCCUGAUAAAAAAAUUUAUAGUUUUAAGGGGUGGUAGGUUCUCAUUUUCUUGGGGUGGACACACUCGGGCCAAGAGAUUCAAAACAAAAGAAACAAUGAUAUAUUGCCAACCUAAUAUAUCAUCCCUGAAUAUAAAAGUAGAGGAUAUUUGACAAAAAAAAUGAGGGUGUAUGAAACACCCUCUGAGAGUGAAACAAAACGUCUUCCUCUUCUGUCCUUGAGGACACAUU
This is a messenger RNA of Phaedon cochleariae (mustard beetle), 2283 nucleotides long. The record is from the annotation of a GenBank genome assembly. Lineage: Eukaryota; Metazoa; Arthropoda; Insecta; Coleoptera; Chrysomelidae.